AUGACUGCUACCAGCCCCAACGCCUCUUCCACCAUCAACCAGUUCACUCGAUCAUCACACAUCCGAACAUAUUCCACCUCAUCCCAGAGAUCAACAACAGUCAACAACAAAAACAAUACUGGUAACAACACUGGCAACAGCACUGGCGGCAGUGGAAAUGGAAAUGGAUAUGGCAACAGAACAUACGCGACAGUUGGAUUGGCUGGUACUAUUACAUUGUGUAUUGCUGGAUUGGUUAUGCUCACAUUCAAUGAUCAAGGUGUAUUGAUACAGGUCGCUCACUGCGAUGAUGGUACCAACAAUGAUGAUGAUGGUGCCACUACAUCAUCCAUCGACAAUCCAAUAUUCUUGCUUGACGAGGAGACUGAUGAAGAGUGGAGCAGACAACUAACAUCACAUCAACUGUUUUGGAAAUUGAUUGGACGUGAUGUAUGGCUGAUGGCAUUUGGAAUCGUCACUGCUUUGGUGUCCGCAUACCUUGGCAUUCAGAUACCAAAGGUGUUUGGAAAGUUGAUUGAUUCGGCAAAGAAGGGCGAGUCGUUGCGUGAUCCGGCCGUCCAUGCCGUGCUCAUCCUGCUGGCGCAGGCCGGACUCAACUUUGUCUACACGACCCUCAUCUCAAUCGCCUGCGAGCGCUACAGCAACAACCUGCGCAACACACUGUUCCAAUCGCUGCUGGACCAGGAGGUCGCCUUCUUUGACUUCCACUCGACAGGUGACCUGAUCAACAGGCUGACCAACGACGUGCAGUUGGUGCGCUCAGCGCUCAAGCACUCUGUGUCGCUGGGCGUGCGAUCAAUCGCUCAGAUAGUUGGUGGAGUCGUCUCACUCUUCCUCAUCUCGUCCAAGUUGUCGGUGGCCAUGAUCACAAUCCUGCCAACAAUGGUUGGCAUAGGCACGUUGUACGCGGGCUGGCUCAAGCGCCUGUCAAUCCGGUCGCAAGAGGCCAUGGCUCAGUCGACGUCGGUGGCCGAGGAGGCCAUUGGCAACCUGCGGACUGUCGUAGCGUUUGCCAACGAGGACUUGGAGGCGCGUAGAUUCGCCGCCAAGAGCAAGGAGUCGCUGGACCUUGCGACCGAGACCGGUAUCCAGAUCGGCAUUUUCCAGGGCGUCACAUCAAUGGCGCUCAACGCAGUCAGUUUGCUCGUAUAUUGGUAUGGAGGCAACCUUGUGGCCUCAGGCGAGAUCACCUCUGGCCAGCUGACAUCAUUCAUCAUUCAUACAAUGUCGAUGCAGGCAUCUUUCUCCCAGCUCUCCGUGCUCUUCACACAGAUCUCAAAUGCGUCUGGUGGCAUGGAGCGCAUCACAGAGAUGAUCAACCGUCAGUCGACCAUCCCACGUCAGCGCGGCAAGCGUCUGGCCAACAUCAAGGGCAGGAUUGAGUUCGACUCUGUUGGAUUCAGGUAUCCCGCUCGCAAGAAUAUCCAGGUCCUCAAGGAAUUCAAUCUUACUCUUCAGCCUGGACAGGUCAUCGCGCUGGCCGGACCAAGUGGUGGCGGCAAGUCCACUAUCGCAGCAUUGCUCGAACGAUUCUAUGACGCGAACGAAGGCACAAUCACAAUCGAUGGCGUCCCCAUUCAAGAGUUGAGCGCAUCAUGGCUGCGGAAACAGAUUGGAAUCGUCAAUCAGGAGCCCGCACUCUUUGCCACGACCAUCCUCGAGAAUCUGAGCUAUGGCAAUCCAAACGCCACACGUGAUCAGAUUGAGGAGGCAGCACGCCAGGCCAAUGCACACCAGUUCAUCAUAUCCUUCCCAAUGGGCUACGACACUAUCGUUGGUGAGCGUGGAGUACAACUGAGCGGCGGUCAGAAGCAAAGGAUUGCCAUCGCAAGGGCCAUCCUAAAGAACCCCAAGAUACUCAUACUGGACGAGGCUACAAGUGCGCUCGACUCGGAAAGCGAGGGUCUGGUGCAAGAUGCCCUUCAGGUGCUGAUGAAGGGUCGUACCACCCUGGUGAUCGCACAUCGUCUGAGCACGGUCCAGAAUGCCGACUCUAUCGCGGUGGUCUCCAAUGGACGCGUCUCUGAGUUUGGACCACACGCCGUACUCAUGGCCAAGCCCAAUGGCCUUUACCAUCAGCUUGUCCAGCGUCAAGUCCAACAACAAACAACAACAAGUUAA
Molecule: messenger RNA, 2121 nt
Organism: Acytostelium subglobosum LB1
Lineage: Eukaryota; Evosea; Eumycetozoa; Acytosteliales; Acytosteliaceae
Exons: 1
Coding region: 1-2121 (706 amino acids)
Biological process (GO): transmembrane transport
Cellular component (GO): membrane
Molecular function (GO): ATP binding; ABC-type oligopeptide transporter activity; ATP hydrolysis activity
Source: RefSeq, a predicted model, not a curated record